Molecule: messenger RNA, 1077 nt
Organism: Xiphophorus hellerii (green swordtail)
Lineage: Eukaryota; Metazoa; Chordata; Actinopteri; Cyprinodontiformes; Poeciliidae
Gene: fis1
Product: fission, mitochondrial 1
Exons: 5
Coding region: 77-541 (154 amino acids)
Biological process (GO): autophagy of mitochondrion; peroxisome fission; mitochondrial fragmentation involved in apoptotic process
Cellular component (GO): mitochondrial outer membrane; peroxisomal membrane
Molecular function (GO): protein binding
Source: RefSeq, a predicted model, not a curated record
GGAAAACAUUACGUAAGCGUUGUUGUGUCAUGUGACGUUGUGACGUGGGCGUGUCCUAGCUCCGUUUUCCGGAAACAUGGAGGCUGUUCUGAGUGAUGUUGUAGCUCCUGAGGACCUCAAAAAAUUCGAGAAGAAGUACAACAACGAGCAGCUGAAGGGAUCUGUUUCUAAGGAAACAAAGUUUGAGUAUGCUUGGUGUUUAAUCAGGAGUAAAUACACAGACGACAUCAAGAAGGGAGUGUUGCUCUUAGAGGAACUUGUCCACAAAUCGUCAAAGGACGACUCCCGGGACUAUCUGUUCUACCUUGCAGUGGCCAACUACAGACUCAAAGAAUAUGAAAAAGCCUUGAAGUACAUCCGGACUCUCCUGAGGAACGAGCCGGGGAACAAGCAGGCUCUGGAGCUGGAGAAGCUCAUCGACAAGGCUUUGAAGAAAGACGGCUUGGUCGGCAUGGCGAUUGUUGGGGGAAUCGGACUGGGCGUGGCAGGCUUGGCGGGUCUGAUCGGCUUGGCGGUGUCAAAGGGAGCAGCGAAAUCCUAACCUGGAUAAGAAAUGUGUUCUGGACUUAUACGUUGACCUCCAUUAAGAAAAACAAAUAACCAAGUGCUAAAAAGAGGUUUGUUUGAAGUUGAAUUUGUGCUGCGACACAUUUACAGCAAAUAAUGGUUGGAAAAAAAUGUUUCAUACUUUAACAGGGUUGAAAAUCACACUUUCUUCUGUUCACAUAUUAAAGCAUGUCAGUCUCUAGCUACUUAUCUUACUUCAAUUGAAUAGGUUGCCAUUUGCUUUCUGUAUGUAUUUCUAAGAAUGUACAGGUUUGUUUCAUUGUUUAUGGAUAAAGGAAAGCGUUACUGAUGCUGUGUGAACAAUAGGAGGUAACAUGAAGAGAUACUGGCUUAAUGUCUGCAGGGAAGUUCAGCUCAAAGCAGUGAACAUUUAAUCCAGACAUGCUCUUUUUUUGUUUAUUAAGAAUAAGAACUAAUAGAAUUUACACAUUUACUCAUGUUAAAAGCUUUCCUGAUAUUUACUAUGUUUAAUUAUUUUACAUCUUGGUAAAUAAAACGACUGCGAGAAUA